GAAUUAAUAUUAACUAAAGUACUUGUGACCAUGUCGGAGCCGGAGCUGGAUGCAGCUGUUAUUAAAGCCACACAGCAAAGCCUGGGCAAGUGGAUCAAGAAGCCGCCGCUAACAGAGAAGCUGCUGAGGAAGCCUCCAUUCCGCUACCUCAUGGACAUCUUUACAGCGUUUAUUAAGGAAACGGGCUGUCUUGAGGGUCUCUAUACGCCGGAGGAGCAACUCUUUGAAAACAUCAAUGAUCGCAAUGACAAAAUGCGGUUCCUGCAAAAGAUGAUCGAUGUCACAAAGCUUACGACGAAGCAGGAUCUCAAGGUGCGCACCUCCAAAAUUGUGGCCGGCCAUGAGCCGAAGCUGACGAAUGAGCUGCUACAGGCUAUGGCCAGCAUAAUGGAGCAGCGUCUGGAAUGGCGUGAUGCAGUGCAGCAAGUUUUGGCCAAGGAGACCGAAAAGCCUAAGCCAGUGAAGGCAAAGGAAGGCAAGCUGAGCAGCAAGCAAAUCUCUCCAACUGCCAAGGAACAGCCGAUGGCACGCAAGGAGAAGCGCAUCUCGCCCCAGGAGCAGAAGCUGCGGAAAGCAACGGAUCAGGUGACCCAGGACAAGGAGAAGAAGCCUCAGCGCCGGCAUAAGCCCUCUCCGGAAGCGGAAGCCAAGCCCAAGCCGAGCCGGCAGAGCUCCAAGCACAAGACUCCAUCCCCUGUAAAGCCCCCAGGAAAAGUUAAACAAGCUUCAACAGACAGCGAAGCAAAGUCCAUGUCGCCGGCUCCUGCUGCACCGGCUCCGCCCGCUCCGCCCGCUGCACCCGUUACACCUGCAGCAGAUGCCCCCGCACCUGUCAAACUACCCUCGCCUGUCGCCUCACCCAAGCCAACUAGCGCCCCGCAGAGUCCUCCGCCCAAUGCUCAACAGCUGACGGCGGAGCCUGCCGAGCCGGAGAGCCGCAAGUCCUCUGGCAAAAGUCGGCGCUCCAGUGCCACUCAGCGCGCAGCGCCGACCGAACCGGAUGUUGCAUUGGUCAACAACGAGGCUAGCGAGCAGAGCCAGGCCUCCACUGUUCCCAUCUCCGACUCCACACAUCACAAUAACAGCAACAACAACAACAGCGAAGUCAAGCGCGAAGGCACCUUUACGCGCGAUAACUCGAAGGAAUCGAACGGCUCCUUGAGUCGCCCUCGCACCUCGCUGCGGCCGCCCAGCGCACGUCCCGCCUCGGCACGGCCUGGAGCACCACGGCGUCGCAACGUGGAAAUUGUGCUGCAGCCGAACGACCAGCUGAAGAUGUCGGGCAUCAAUGUUAAGCUGGAGACCUUUGGGGACUUUGAUGACGAUGGCGAGAAUUUGGUGGUCAUCGAGGAUGCUAAUGCGCAUGACAUAGACACGGGUACAGCGCAGGCCACGUCGGAUAUGGAUGCACAGCAGCAGGGCCAGGGCCGUCUGGUUCAGCAAAUAUUGGACACUCAGAAGGAGCUGGUUGCUUCGCAGGUAAGCGAACCAGACAAGGAGGACGCUCAACAGACGCAGAAGACGCCAUCGGCAGGCACGCGCCAUAGCUCGGCAAGGCAAGUGAACGAUCUGCGGGAUAUCAUACAGACCCUCACCAAGUCCGUGAAUCCGCUGGGUAAGCUUCUGGACUUCUUACCCGAGGACAUCGAUGCCAUGCAGCUGGAGCUGACCAUGUGGCGGGAAGCCUACACCCAGGCAGCGGCUGAGCUAAAGCGGGAGAGAAGCCUCACGGCCUCCGCAACGGAGCCCAUAAAGCAGCAGCUGCUCUCCAUAGAGGCCAGCAUUGACGAGUACAAGGACCUGGUCGACGAGAGUCGUCAGAAGAUUCUGCAGAACAACGAGCGACUGCUCAAAAUGCUGAUGGAGCAAUGAUAUAAGAAAUUACAUAUGCGAAGGCAGCUUGUGGCUCUUCAGGCUACCCUUGCAUAAUAGAGUGCAUUAAUCUAUAAUAGUCCCUAGAAAUGUUAUAGUUGCAGUACGUCGCGUAAAUAAAUCUAUACUCAAAUUUC
Molecule: messenger RNA, 2009 nt
Organism: Drosophila navojoa
Lineage: Eukaryota; Metazoa; Arthropoda; Insecta; Diptera; Drosophilidae
Gene: IFT54
Product: intraflagellar transport 54
Biological process (GO): regulation of microtubule cytoskeleton organization; intraciliary transport; cilium assembly
Cellular component (GO): ciliary basal body; intraciliary transport particle B; axoneme
Molecular function (GO): microtubule binding
Source: RefSeq, a predicted model, not a curated record